This is a messenger RNA of Podospora pseudocomata, 3275 nucleotides long. RefSeq lists its product as uncharacterized. Gene Ontology annotation, molecular function: mRNA binding. Bases 194 to 1402 code for a protein of 402 amino acids. The transcript is spliced from 7 exons. Lineage: Eukaryota; Fungi; Ascomycota; Sordariomycetes; Sordariales; Podosporaceae. Gene Ontology annotation, cellular component: cytosol. The record is from RefSeq and is a predicted model, not a curated record. Gene Ontology annotation, biological process: mRNA splice site recognition.
CUUAAAUAUCCCCCUCGCUUCAACCUUUUCUCUCAAACUUCCCUCUCUUACCGACCUCUCUCACCAACCUCGCUCGCCCUGCUUUCUUCUGCUCUUUUCUCCCUCAGCUGGGCCUCAAAUCAUCUAAUACUUCGCGUGUUUCCAACAGGAAUCGCUUCGACUCACAACCACUUUACCUUCGCCUACAAUCAAAAUGGCCGACUACCCUGCCGCUGGUGUUACCGGUGCGCCCGGCAACGGGCCCAACGUCAACGGCUCUGGUGACCCUGGGUUCGCGUCUCCCUCCCAGAUGCCUGCCCCCAGCGAGGCGGCGAAGACUCUGUGGAUGGGUGAGAUGGAGCCUUGGAUGGAUGAAAACUUCAUCAAGAAUGUUUUUAGCAACACCUCGGCCGAGAAUGUCCAGGUGAAGGUCAUUCGUGACCGCAACUCUGGCAAUGCUGGCUACUGCUUUGUGGAGUUCUCGACCCCUGAGGCUGCCCAGAAGGCCCUCGCCUUGAAUGGCACUCCCGUUCCCAACAGCCAACGGGUUUUUAAGCUCAACUGGGCUAGUGGUGGUGGCUUGGUCGAUCGUCGUGAUGACCGCGGACCUGAGUACUCUAUUUUCGUCGGUGACCUUGGCCCUGAGGUCAACGAGUUCGUCUUGGUUUCUCUUUUCCAGAGCCGCUUCCCCUCUUGCAAGUCCGCCAAGAUCAUGACCGACGCCAUGACCGGCCAGUCGCGCGGUUACGGCUUCGUUCGCUUCAGCGACGAGAGCGACCAGCAGCGUGCCUUGGUCGAGAUGCAGGGUGUUUACUGUGGCAACCGUCCCAUGCGCAUCUCUACUGCCACCCCCAAGACUCGCAGCUCUAACCAGUACGGUCAUGCCCAGGGUGGCAACCAGAUGAUGCCCCCUGUCCCCGGCGCCCAGGCCCCUAUGUGGGGUGGUGUUCCUCCCUACGGCUACGCCCAACCCGCUGCCCCUUUUAAUCCUAUGCAGCCCAUGAAUCAGUUCACCGACCCGAACAACACCACCGUCUUCGUCGGUGGUCUCUCCGGCUACGUCACUGAAGACGAGCUUCGCUCGUUCUUCCAAGGCUUUGGUGAAAUUACCUACGUCAAGAUCCCUCCUGGAAAGGGCUGCGGUUUCGUCCAAUUCGUCCAUCGCCACGCCGCGGAGAUGGCAAUUAAUCAGAUGCAAGGUUACCCGAUCGGUAAUUCUCGCGUCCGCCUCUCUUGGGGCCGUUCUCAGAACAACUCUGGUGUAGGCACUCCUUAUCGCCCUGCCCCGCCCCCUCCUCACUAUCUUGCUGCGGCUGGCAUGCCUCCCCACGCCGGUCCUGGUGGCGCUUACGGCGGACCUGCUGGUCCCUACGGUGGCAACCCUCCCCAGGGUCCUCCUCCCUCUGGUGGUCCCAUGCAGUAACUUUUCUCUGAAUCCGCUUACUCAGUCCUUCAUCGCGUGGCGUUUUGGGUGGCGUACGGGAGACGAAAAGCACAAAGAAGGUUGAUAUUCUGCAAGUUGAUCGCAAUUCUUCUUCACGCCUCCACUUCGGUUGAUCUGUUCGGCAUUGCUCGGCGUUCUGGUCUCUACUGUCGUUUGCUUUGCUUUGAUCGCGUUUCUGGGCAUGCUUAUGACACAUGGGGCGCGUGAGCGGAAGGGAAAUGAAAUGGAAAUGGCUUCUUUCGAGUCUGUUUUCUCUUUUCGUUCUGAGUUGUCUCUUUUCUGUUUUUCUUUACUCUCUUUCUGCGAAGUCUUUCAGCGGCUAUCCAGCAGUUUAGCCCAAGGUGGAAGGGGAGAAGGGCGGUAUUUCUUCAGAACUCUCUUUGGAGAUUUAUCAUCUUCAUUAGGAUUUCAUUCUAGGGUGAUAUUCCCCCACCACAGCCUCUUUGUUUUUUCUUUCAACUCAUGGAUAUGGGAAAAAGAUGGACUGGUAUACUCUUUUACUGGUGUUCUUUCUUUGCUCUUUUCUGCGAGGGGAACUGGAGAGAAAAAAGUUGAGGGGGGACUUGGGUCGAUUGAUUUGGGGCCUCUUGGUCCUUGACUGGCUGCUUAUGGGUUCCGUUUUAUUAGCAAGAGAGACUCUGAUAACUUUUUGUUUUUUCUGCAAUUGACAUUCGGUCAUAAGCUGCUUUUGAUAUUUUGCUUGCGUGUUUUGUGAGUGCUUUUGCUUGAUGCUUGUGUGCAUGUGCCUUUGCGUUGUGUCUUAGGAUGUUUGCGUCCUUUGCGGAGGGUUGGAUAUCGUCUCGAGAGCAUAGCGUGACGGUGUUGGGCGUCUAAUGGGAUGUCUUAAAUUAGAGGAGCUGGAGUCUUGGAGUGAUGGUGUUUUGGUUGGUUGCUAGGCCAGGGGGCAUUGGCGCCUGUGUUGGAACGACUUUGAGGACUUUGGAUAGGGGUGAAGAGCUUUGAAGAUUUGGCUGUGACGGGUUGCUCUUCAGCCCUUUGACCCACCGAUGACCUCUCAACAAGUUUGGACGAAAGACGAUGAACAAUCAUGGACGAAAACCUCGGUGAUGAACAGCUUUCGACGAAACCUCAUGACACCUUAGGGCUCUCUUUGGGUUAUAAUGAAACAUGAGCAACACGAAAAAACAGAAGGAACACAACAAAACAACAGCAGAACAAAGGUGGAUUUAAGCCGGGAACAGAGAGAGCGUAUCAACAAGCAGCAACAACCCGACGUUAUUCUGGAAGCAACCUUGCCAAGGAGUGGUCGACAACCUGGAAUAUAAGCACGUUGAUGAUGGGAGUCACCGGGUAUCUUGGCAGCAAGUUAGAGCGUGGAGGGUUCAAGAUUCGUCUGAUCUCGUCGCGGCUUUUCUUGUCAGGAUACCCCCCCAUCAGACGACGGGCGUUGUUGGGCUUGCAUACUCCCUACCUAUACCCCGUUUGCUGGUAGCAUCCUGAUGGAUCGUGGUGCCUGGGAGUCUUUUGGUGAUGGCUUCAGAUUCGUUGGUUGAUUGGCCUGUUUGGUCUCUUCAUGCGGCUAUGUUUGUUUUUAGCAAAGGUACUUUGGAUUGCUGGGUGGCUGGAUCGGCUUGGUGUUGGUGUUGGUGGUUGUCUGCUAGGGCUGUCAUUGAUAGCACGACCGGAGUGGCUUGGUGGAAUUGUGAUCAACUUGUGGAAGGAUUCGGAGUAGAUGCAUAAUAGAAAAUAUAGAAAGCUCCCUUGCGUGUUUUGACAGAUCAGCAUGGAUUGGAUGGUGUUGCUUGGCUCUGAGGCGGGACUCUGGGACGGGACUGCCGGUUUGGCUGUGUGUCUCUGUUGGCAUUCCUGGGUUUGAUGAGUACCUGGGCCU